Molecule: messenger RNA, 1816 nt
Organism: Athalia rosae (coleseed sawfly)
Lineage: Eukaryota; Metazoa; Arthropoda; Insecta; Hymenoptera; Athaliidae
Exons: 6
Coding region: 360-1292 (310 amino acids)
Molecular function (GO): protein binding
Source: RefSeq, a predicted model, not a curated record
UUCGAUGUCAGUAAUGGUGCAUUCAUGACACAAGUGCAUUGGCCUGGUGCUUGUAUUUUGCAGAUUGCGUUCUUCGUUGGACGCGUGUGUUUAUUGUGUAAAAAGAGUAAAUUGUUAAUACGCGUUAGAUCAUGUGUGCAGCAUAAAGUAAUAAUUCUGAUUCGGAAUAUCACGUUUACAAACCUAAAUAAUGAGUAUUGAUGCGUGGAUUUUGCUCGAGGAUAAAAAAACAAAUCUGUCUACCAGAAAUACUCGAUAUGUGAAAUGCAGAGACGUUGAGUGAUAAGAAUAUUAAAGAAUGUAUCCAUAUCGUCAAUGAAAUAUAAAUACACAUCUUCCGUAUCUGUCAGCUGCAAAAAAUGCAGCAGCAGGGAACUCCCAAGUUCCUAAAAUACCAUCAGAGCAGCGUCAGAAGUGUUGCUUUCAGUCCACGGGAUAGAUAUUUAUUUUGUUCUGGCGGAUAUGAUGGGAAGGUCAAUCUGUACUCUGCUUUACGCAUGGAGUUUCUUAUGUGUUAUCAAAUUACUAGAAUGACAUUGGCCAAAAAUGUUAACGCAGUGCGGUUUACUUCCGAUGGCUCCAGGAUAUUAGCUGCAACAACUGCAAGAAGGCUUGUCGUGGUUGAUGUAGAAAGAGGGGAACAGCUUUUGGCUUAUGAUAACUGUGCCUUCAGUGGAAGAGACAGGACUGGGUUAGCUACUGAUCCAUCGGGUCCAAACAUGGCAGUGGCGGUAUUCGUUAAUGGAAAAGGACUUACACUGCUAGAUUUGAGGAUGCCGUUACCUCUGGAUUACAUCUACGAUUUGCACGGUUCAGUCAUCAGAGAUGUAUGUUUCUUGCACUCUUCGUGGCCUUGGCAGAGUUCUAUACUAACCGGUGGUACGGAUGGAACGUGUAAAAUUUCAUCCAUUGAUGGUCGAGUGCUCCAUGCUUAUCAAACUGGCCAUACUGUUAACUCAGUAUGCGUUACACCUGAACGGUUCACACGAGGUUCGGAAGAUGAAUUUUACAGCUUGAUCAUGAGUGGGGGUGACCUGAUAUCGGCUUACGUACCAGAUACCGGUAUUCAGGAGCACCUCAAAGAGCACAAGGACUUUCCAGUAUGGAAACUCAGGUACACUUCAAACGGAAGUACUUUAUACUCUGCUUGCGACGGCGGUAUUUUGAGACGAUACAGGAGAUACCCUGAUCACCACGAGUUUCUUGGUGAAGUGUAUCGACAUAAGGGUGACAUUCAGGACUUCGAUUUGUCUCCUUAUGACGAUUGUAUCCUUACCCGAUUUGCUAUAUAGUGACUGCAUCAAAAGACCAAAGCGUUGGGGUGCUUUUGUUGGGUCCACCAAACCACGGUUUCACCGAAUACAUGGAACUCACAUGAUGAUUUACAUUACUUCGAUCCGUCCUUAUAUUUUCUGAUUAGCGCUCUAUUUAACCGGGUAAUUAUUGCGUAGCAGAAAGACACGAAUUCACAAAAAUAAGGCUGUUGAUCAUAGCCUAUAAUCCAGGUGUUCGAUCUUCAUAAUUUCAUCGUUAUAUAUACACUAGGAAUUAUCACUGUUGGUGUUCUUGUUACUCUUUUUAUUAAAAAAAUCUAAGGGGGUAAACUUUAUUGAAUCACGCUGAAAAAUGGCGGGUGAUACUUGAGAUGUGUUUUAAAAAUUGGAGCAAUUUUAUCUAUGCUAGGCAAAUAUGUUCAUUUAUUGCAAGAUUACUACGUCAAACUUGUUCAAAUUAUUUCUGAAUGAGAUAUACCCCAAUAAUUAUACGUCGUUGAUACAUGUUGUUGCAUUUUAAUAAAAUUCAUGUUUUACGUUCA